AUGCCGCAAGUCGUCAAGCUGGAUGACCCCUCCAUCACCGAGAUGGAGACCCCCAAAAGAUACUCGGAUUCGUCUUCCACCGGCCCUCCCCUACUUCGCCGGCCAGAUGGAGCAAAAGUGUCGUCCUCACCCUCACGAAUAUUUGACAGCUUCCGCCCUCAUCCUGCUCACAAGGCCUCCCGGGUGUUGGUUGGCAAGCAUGGGAGGGUAUUUAAUGCCGAUGCGGCAGCGCACAAUACUGCAAACACGGCCCUGGUGAGAAAGUUAAAAGGCCGACAUCUUCAGAUGAUAGCAAUUGGGGGGUCAAUAGGUGCUGGGCUAUUUAUUGGUUCCGGCCAGGCUCUUGCAACUGGAGGGCCAGCGUCGCUUCUAAUUGCCUUCAUCCUUAUUGGAGGAGUCUUGUUUUGCACAGUGCAGGCUCUUGGGGAGAUGGCUGUUACGUUCCCUAUCGCCGGUUCAUUUUCGGCCUUUGCAACGCGAUUUAUUGAUCCAGCUUGGGGUUUUGCAUCUGGGUGGAAUUAUGGAAUGCAGUGGCUAUUCGUAAUGCCAUUAGAAGUAAUGGCAGCAGCAAUCUGUCUAGAGUUUUGGUCAUUGCCUAUUCCUCGAUGGGCGUCUAUUACAUUCUUCCUACUCCUUAUUAUUUCUAUCAAUCUAUUCGGAGUUAGAUUCUUUGGCGAAGCCGAGUAUUGUUUUUCUAUUAUGAAAGUCGCGGCUGUGGUUGGGUUUAUAAUUCUAGGCGUUAUAAUCAACUGCGCCGGGACACCAGAUAGCGGUUAUAUUGGAGGCCGAUACUGGGCUGAUCCAGGGGCUUUUCAUGGCGGCAUGAGUGGCUUUACUAGUAUUCUUGUUACUGCUGCCUUCUCAUUUUCCGGGACAGAACUUGUCGGUUUGGCGGCAGCAGAGACGCACAACCCUAGUCAAUCGCUGCCGACAGCUAGUAAACAAGUAUUCUGGCGUAUUUUAAUUUUCUACGUACUAGCUAUUACUAUUGUUGGUUUACUAGUCCCGUAUACUGAUCCACGCGUUGCUAAUUCCUCUAUGUAUGGUGCAACGCGUACCCUCCAGGCCCUUGCAGAACAGGGCCAAGCACCUCGAAUCCUCGCCUACGUGGACCGCGAAGGCCGGCCUAUAGCUAGUAUCCUCCUUGCUUCUAUAAUCGGCUUGGUCGCCUACCUCUAUAUCUCUCCUAUCCAAGGAGCCGCCUUUACCUGGCUCCUUGCGUUGUCGGGCCUCUCCUCUAUCUUUACCUGGCUCUCUAUCUGCUACGCACAUAUUAUGUUUCGCAAGGCCUGGGCGUUACAAGGCAACUCGCCCUCCGACCUAAUAUACCGCUCACCAGUCGGAACGACGGGGUCGUGGGUCGGACUUAUUAGCCUAGUUUUAGUUCUAAUAGCACAGGUCUUUGUCGCGAUUUCACCUGCUGGGAGUACUGGUAACGAGAAGGCCGGCGAGCGUAUAAGUAAUUUCUUUGAGGCUUGUUUAGCGGCGCCUGUAGUAUUUCUGUUUUAUAUAUUUUAUAAGGUUUGGUAUAAGACAAGAUGGAUAAGGGUUGGCGAGAUCGAUCUGCAAACGGGGAGGAAUACAUUUGAGAGUGAGUUUGUAAGACAGCAGUGGAGGGAUGAUGAGAGUACGUGGCCGCAGUGGAAGAAGGUCUAUAAGACGCUUUGUUAA
Molecule: messenger RNA, 1671 nt
Organism: Venustampulla echinocandica
Lineage: Eukaryota; Fungi; Ascomycota; Leotiomycetes; Helotiales; Pleuroascaceae
Product: Amino acid transporter-like protein
Exons: 6
Coding region: 1-1671 (556 amino acids)
Biological process (GO): amino acid transmembrane transport
Cellular component (GO): membrane
Molecular function (GO): amino acid transmembrane transporter activity
Source: RefSeq, a predicted model, not a curated record